This is a messenger RNA of Trichoderma reesei QM6a, 459 nucleotides long. RefSeq lists its product as uncharacterized. NCBI's taxonomy places the organism in Eukaryota, Fungi, Ascomycota, Sordariomycetes, Hypocreales, Hypocreaceae. Bases 1 to 459 code for a protein of 152 amino acids. The transcript is spliced from 4 exons. Gene Ontology annotation, biological process: vesicle-mediated transport. The record is from RefSeq and is a predicted model, not a curated record. Gene Ontology annotation, cellular component: Golgi membrane.
AUGACGCUCAGGGAAGAGUUCCAGACUCGGAAUUUUAGUAUUUACGGACAAUGGCUUGGAAUCCUGUCCAUGAUUCUUUGCUUCGCUACAGGCUUGUCCAACAUCUUCACGCUCUUCUCCAAACAUGCGCUCCUGAUCAUCUUUUGCGCACUCGCCCUCGCCUCAUCCUUCAUCAUUCUGUUUAUUGAGGUGCCGCUGCUCCUCAGAAUCUGCCCGACGUCCCCCAAAUUCGACGAGCUCAUCCGCAAGGUCACCUCCAACUACAUCCGAGCAGGCACCUACGGCGUUAUGGCUAUUGUCCAGUUCCUCAGCACGAUUAUCGUGUCAUCGAGCUUGAUCGCUGCGGCGGUUUUUCUGCUGCUGACAGCCAUCUGCUAUGGUCUCGCCGGUCUCAAGGGACAGGCCUUUAUUGGAAGCAAGACUCUUGGCGGCGCGGGAAUUGCGCAAAUGAUUGUCUAA